This is a messenger RNA of Conger conger (European conger), 1206 nucleotides long. RefSeq names its product retinal degeneration 3, GUCY2D regulator (gene rd3). The record is from RefSeq and is a predicted model, not a curated record. The coding region runs from base 245 to 877 and encodes 210 amino acids. Lineage: Eukaryota; Metazoa; Chordata; Actinopteri; Anguilliformes; Congridae. The transcript is spliced from 2 exons.
CAUCUAACUUUGUGGGUUUUACUCAGUGCAGUUAUCCAGCUAACUCAGUAAUCCUGCUUUGUGAUACAGGGCCCUGAGCAAAUGAUUUCUAACUGAUAUCCUGCACCUGGGCAACAGGAGGGAGGAGAAGGAAGAGGAGUAGAACAGGAAGGGGCGGAGCAGCAGGAGGAAGAGGAGGAGCUGCAGCAGGAAGGGGAGGAGCCGCAGGAGGAAGGGGAGGAGCCGCAGGAGGAGGAGCAGCAGCAUGGCGUCGUGGUUCGGCUGGAGCGAGCCGUACCAGCGCAGUGCGGCCCGGCGCCCGGCGGAGGUGGUGGCGGACACGCUGAUGCUGGAGCUGGGCUGGCAGCUGAAGGAGGCGGAGCGGCUGCAGAGGGAGCGGGACUGUGAGUUCCGCCGGCUCCAGAGCGGCGUGGACUACAGCUGGCUGGCCUGCGCCCCGCGGGCCUCCUACGACAUCAGCGUGGGCGAGAGGCUGGCCCUGGAGGAGCUCUGCGCCCAGAUCCCACCGCCCUACUGCGGCACCGUCAUACUCAGGUUGAGGCAGGAGGUGCAGCAGAAUGAGCCGGAGGUGGGGGAGGUGUCGGCUCUGUUCCGGGCGGUCCUGGGGGAGGUGCUGGAGAGGAGUCGCGAGGAGGAGGAGACGCGCCGUCUCUCCCGGCAGUGGAGCGGCCGGCGCUCCGUCAGCUCCUCGCUCCUGACGUUCCGGACACGCGUGCGGAUCAACCCCUUCGGCAGCGACGGGAACGCCGAGGUCAGGACGGUCUCCGAGGACGUGGAGCGGGGCCUGGAGCGGGGCCUGGAGCGGGGCCCGGGCCGGGCCUACAGGGCCACGCGUGUCUGGAGCAUGCCGGAGUUCCGCACCGGGAAGACCGUCUGAGCCGAGGGCCCGGCUCCACGGAACGCCACGGAGUUCUGCGGACACGGGGAACGCUCCGCAGCGUUCAGGGUUCAGGGGGAAAUCAUUUGAGAGAGAGAGAUGGAAAGAUUGAGAGAGAGAGAGAGAGGAGGAGAGAGAGAGAGAUCUGGACUCCUCUGGCUCCUUGUCCAGUUCCUCUGAUAGGGAUUCUCUCUCUUAUCUAAAAGCCUUUCACUUUCCACAUUUUACUUUCGUCAUAAACUACAAACUACCGUGUGCUGCUUAUAUAACUGACAUAUGAGAAUCAUGCUUCUAAAAACCAGUGCAUUAAACUCCCACAUGAGCAAUUA